Molecule: messenger RNA, 553 nt
Organism: Setaria italica (foxtail millet)
Lineage: Eukaryota; Viridiplantae; Streptophyta; Magnoliopsida; Poales; Poaceae
Exons: 2
Coding region: 26-553 (175 amino acids)
Source: RefSeq, a predicted model, not a curated record
UUCGGGCCGCAGUGACCCAUCGAGGAUGUCUCCCGAUGACAUCUCCGUUGACGAGAUAAUGGUGCGGUUGAACUGGAUGCUCAAGAAUGUCAACAGCAUCCCCAGGAUUGUUGAGGAGUUCAAUCACCUCAACAAGCCUAGAGAAGAAGAUGUACUCUUAUUCUUCUCCCCUCCUCCUCCCCCAGGUGCUGAUGCAACAAAGGAUGCUCAGCGGGUUUUCGGGCAGAAGUUACCUGGGGAGCCCUCGGAGCUAGAGGAGGAGGACGAGGAGUUCGAGUCCUCGAGCAGUUCUGAAUCUGAUACUACUGGGGGUUUUACGGUGCAGCCACGCGUCUCCAGACGGAGGACGUCAUCACCCGAUGCGCCGUCGCACCUGGAUGGCGGAAAUUCCGGUGGUGGCUUGGCCCCGCCGUCGAAGAAACAACGGACAGCUGAUCCCAAGAGGUGUGCGCGGCGCGAUCUUCACCUUGCUGAUGGCUCUCCUCGACUGGUAAUAAUCCAUGCUGAAGGACAGGUAGUCAUGGUGCAUGCAUUUUGCGCUUGUCUUGUGUAG